Trichogramma pretiosum is the source of this 1833-nucleotide messenger RNA. RefSeq names its product protein I'm not dead yet-like. Gene Ontology annotation, cellular component: membrane. Lineage: Eukaryota; Metazoa; Arthropoda; Insecta; Hymenoptera; Trichogrammatidae. Gene Ontology annotation, molecular function: citrate transmembrane transporter activity; succinate transmembrane transporter activity. The coding region runs from base 1 to 1713 and encodes 570 amino acids. The transcript is spliced from 9 exons. The record is from RefSeq and is a predicted model, not a curated record. Gene Ontology annotation, biological process: monoatomic anion transmembrane transport; citrate transport.
AUGAAUCUCGGCCGAGGAACUGUUCCAUCUACGCCACAGAUGUCUGGGGCCGCGGUGUACGAUAACGCGACAUUUGGCGCAAAAAUGCUGAGAUUCGGGAGGAUUUAUUGGCGAUCGAUAGUGGUCUGCGUCAUGCCGAUAGCGCUUCUUCCUCUAAUUUUGGUUUACAAAACUCGGUCCGCCCGAUGCGGCUUCGUAAUCCUGCUGAUGGGCAGCUACUGGGCGACGGAAGCGAUGCCCAUGGCGGUGACGUCGUUGCUGCCGCUCGCCCUCUUCCCGGUGUUCGGCGUGCUCGACUCGGCGACCACGUGCCAGUGCUACGUCAACGACACGAUCAUGAUGUUCGUCGGCGGGCUCAUAUUCGCCAUCGCCAUCGAGCACAGCAAGCUGCACGAGCGCAUCGCCCUCAGGAGCAUGAUCGCCUUCGGCUGCAACCACAAGCGACUGCUCGGCGGUCUGCUCUGCGUCACGACCUUCCUCUCCAUGUGGAUCAGCAACACCGCCUGCACGUCCAUGAUGGUGCCCAUCGUAUUCGCCGUGCUGUUCGAGCUCGAGAAGGAAGGUCUUGGAAAAGUUUUCGAGAGUAAUGCUGACGAUCCGGACGAGUUUCCGGAACCGACCCAAGUGACGAAAGCCUACCUGCUGGGCACAGCCUACGCGUCGACGUUUGGAGGCACCGCCACCAUAAUCGGCACCGGGGCCAAUCUCGCGUUCAAGGGCAUCUUCGAGGAUUCUUUUCCCGAUUCGCCCGGUAUCGACUUUGGCCAAUGGAUGAUCUGGGCUCUGCCUCAAACCGUAAUCAACGUUGCCCUCACCUGGUUCUACAUGCUUUUCUUCUACAUGGGCUGGUUAAGACCCAACAGCGUCGACGCUCGAAACGCCGAGAUCGGACCCGAAGGCAUGCGAGUAGCCAAAAGGAUCAUCCGUGAAAAAUACAGCAGCUUGGGUAAAAUGAACUUUCACCAAAUCGCCGUCGGAAUUCUUUUCUUGCUCUGCAUCUUUCUUAUGUUCUUCCGCUCGCCUGGAUUCAUCAGUGGUUGGGCCGACAGACUACCAGUUGACGUGGAAAUUAAAGAAUCGACUUCUCUCAUGUUAGUGGCUAUUCUCCUGUUCGUUAUACCAAAAGACCUGGCUUUUAUUCAUGCUUUCAGCAAAAAUGCUACUAUAAGGCCACGCAAACCUUCAGACGCCUUAGUAUCAUGGAAAGUAGUUGAAGAAAAAGUUCCUUGGAGUCUCAUGUUCAUAUUUGGUGGUGGUUUUGCAAUUUCAAAGGGCAGUUUAGAAUCAGGACUAUCACAAAAAAUUGGUGAUUCAAUGGAAGAACUUUUUGGUCUACCUCCCUUUGCCUUACUGAUUGUAGUUUGUAUACUCAUGAGUGUGGUUACGGAAUUUACAUCUAAUAUAGGAGUUGCUAAUAUUAUACUACCAAUUAUUGCUGAAAUGAGUGUGCGGGCAAAAAUACAUCCACUAUAUUUCAUGAUUCCUGCAACCCUCGUAGUUUCACAUGCAUUCAGAUUCCCUACUGGAACCCCUCCAAAUGCUAUUGUAUUGGCAGCUGGACACAUACGAAUCAAAAGUCUUGUAAUUGGUGGCUGCGGAGUGGCUACUUAUGGCCCAAUUGUAGUUAUACUUUUAUUUAUUACGUGGGGUAGAUUUAUUUAUAAGACCGAUGUUUACCCAGAUUGGGCUGAUAGUUACAAAAAGAUAAAUUGAUUUUCAUUUUAUAAAAAGAUAGAAGGAAAGUUUUUGACAUAAAAUAGAUAACUAAAAUUAGAAUUCAAAAAUUAAAAUUUUAAUGAAAGUUACGAUAUUUUAAAUUAGUUAUUAUGCAUG